CAAAAGGAGAGAAGCAAAAGAAAAGGGGGGAGGAGGUGAAAGAUAGAGGAGAGGAAGGAGAAGCAAAAGAGAAGGGGGAAAAAACAGGAAAAAACAAACAAUGUAAACACAUUCAAACAUGUGAGGAGUUUAAAGAGAAACAGAGAAAAUGGCGGUGAACACAGUGCAGGUAGAGAACGGGAAGCCUGUACUGGACAACCAAGAAAGCAUACUAAUGAGUUUCAAAGAUGUCCAGCUAUCUAUCCAUGAUAUGAAUAAAAUCCCUGAGCUAAUGAAAAACAAAAGGAAAGGAGAGGUCUUUCUCACUCAACGGAGGGUGAUAUUCUUGUCAAAAGAUCAGUCUAAACCACUGAAAUCGUUCUCGCUGCCAUUCCAACUCAUUGAAGGAUUUACUGUUGAGCAGGGGUUAUUCUCCAGUAAUUAUAUCAAGGGAAGGAUAACCGCUCAGCCUGAAGGUGGCUGGGAAGGACAAGCGACAUUCAGACUGACGUUCUACUCUGGAGGAGCGGUUGAUUUUGCCAAGACGGUUGUCCAAGUAGCCAAUCCCGCAUCUAGAAACGUUGCACCUUACGGUCCUGUGGUGUACGUUUAUGAAACGAUUCGUGUUAUACCAGUGAGAAACCAAAGCUUCCUUAGAUCUGCUGGUCCAGUUGUAAAUGAGAGCAGAAGUUAUGCAUAUGUUCCUGCAUCACCUCCUCCACAAGGUGGUUAUUAUAUGCCAACUUCUCCCAUGUAUGGUGGUUAUGGAUAUCCACCUCCGAUGUACUAUAACUCCAUGCAAACCCCGCCAAACUUUCCUCCAUUUGGACAACCAGGCAUGCCUCCGAUGAGUGCGAGUUUCACAUCACCUGCUUUCCCUGGAUAUGCACAGUAUCCUCCUCCAGUCUCAACCACCAGAAUGGCAGUUCCUCAGACGUUUAGUAGUGAUUCAUCGCCACUGUUUAAUCAACAGAACUCUCAGUUUACGGCUCCAUUAAACCCAACAGCACCAACAGGAGAUAAAUCGCUGAAUGAUUUUUUGCUGAGUCCUAUGGAAAAAUACCAACCACAUAGAAUCAGAAUUGUAUCGCAGAAUAGUCCUCCAGGUGAAUUAGAUCCAUACACUACGUCCACACCAGAUUACAAUCCUUCAUGGUAUUCAGUCAUUAACCAGCCCCAUGAGGUUACUCCCUCUGCAAGCACAACAGGAAAAAUUGGAGCACAAACGUAGAUGUUGCCAGAAUCUGCAUAUCAUGUUACUUACUGGUCUUAAUGGCAGACAGGUAUCUGUAGCAUGGUCCUUUAUAAUUGCUUGACAGCAAGAGAGUGAGAUGGAAGAAACCAUGAGGCACAACGUCCCUCCCGAUCUUGGACAUAUCAGUCAACACUCCAACACAAUAAGGCAACUAAUAAAUGUCCACACUUUCUCAGAUAUCUUUGGUGUGGUU
Molecule: messenger RNA, 1427 nt
Organism: Leucoraja erinaceus (little skate)
Lineage: Eukaryota; Metazoa; Chordata; Chondrichthyes; Rajiformes; Rajidae
Product: WW domain-binding protein 2-like
Exons: 11
Coding region: 149-1210 (353 amino acids)
Biological process (GO): positive regulation of DNA-templated transcription
Cellular component (GO): nucleus
Molecular function (GO): transcription coactivator activity; chromatin DNA binding
Source: RefSeq, a predicted model, not a curated record